Molecule: messenger RNA, 558 nt
Organism: Trichomonas vaginalis G3
Lineage: Eukaryota; Parabasalia; Trichomonadida; Trichomonadidae
Product: organellar and viral DNA polymerase type B
Exons: 1
Coding region: 1-558 (185 amino acids)
Source: RefSeq, a predicted model, not a curated record
AUGGACAAAGAUUGCGACAUGGUAUAUAAGAACAUCUCUGACAUAUAUAAAUCCGAAGAAUUUAAGACAUACGACAACUUUGUUUCAUUAGUUGCAGAAUGUGUAUGGCAGAUAAGAGAUAAAGAUAGAAGAGGUAAGGUAUGGAAUGAACAGAUAAAACCAACUGCUUUUGAGUUAAAGAAAACCAUUGACGCCUUAGUUGUUCUAGCAGGUCAAAUUUCAAUGUAUAACGCAAAAAUGAAUCCACAAUGUUCUAAAUGUAAAGCAGCAAUGAGGAAAUAUAACUACUCCGUCAAAGAGAUAGAACGUAUGAGAAACGACUAUGCUGACUUAAAGAAAGAAGUAGAGAAACCAGCAGAAGAUAAAAUGGACAUGUUAGCAUUUCUGAACAAAAACUAUCCAACUGCUGACGAUUUCCUAUUAUCUGACGUCAAGAAGAAGUAUAAAGAAACCUUCGGCAUUGUUAAAACAUUCGAUGUACUAAAAGAAGAAAUAGAAGCUACAAAACUGUUUAGAAUCUCACGAAUUCAUAACGUAUAUCAUGUAAAAUGUUUAUAA